AUGGUAUCGAUUUACGCCCAAAUGGUCCAGAGACUCAAGGAAGAUGAUAUCUUGAGUAAGUGGAGGGAAGUGACUCCAUUAAAGAAAAUAUCAGGAAUCCCACGGUCUGCGGGAUCUGCUAGUGAAACUGAUGGCUCGGAAAAUGUGUUUGAGGGACAUGACGAGGAACAAAUCCGACUUAUGGAUGAAUUAUGCAUUGUAUUGGAUUACUAUGACAAGCCAGUUGGAGCAGGAACUAAGAAGCUUUGUCAUUUGAUGGAGAACAUCAAUGGAGGUUUACUACAUAGAGCAUUUUCGGUAUUUCUCUUCAACGAAGAUGGGAAAUUAUUAUUACAGCAACGUGCUGAUAAGAAGAUCACAUUUCCAGGUAUGUGGACAAACACUUGCUGCUCCCAUCCUCUUUGUGUUAGCUCUGAGCUAGGUAUAUCUUCUGAAAGAGCUACUGGAAACUUGAAUAAUCUUCCUACAGCUAUUGAGGGUGCAAAAAUUGCGGCUCAGAGAAAACUAGAGCAUGAAUUAGGCAUCCCUGCUAGUGAUUCGCCAAUAGAGCGAUUCCAAUAUUUAACAAGAAUUCACUAUAAAUCAGCUUCUGGUGGUGAAUCCAGCAAAUGGGGUGAACAUGAGAUUGACUACAUCUUGAUAUUAAAAACAAAGAAUAAUAUCACGUUGGAUGCUAAUUCUAACGAAGUCAAGGAUCACAAAUACGUCAGUGCCGAUGACUUGAAAGCGAUGUUUGAAGACGAUUCUUUGAUUUUUACUCCUUGGUUUAAAUUGAUAUGUCAAACAUUUUUGUUUAAGUGGUGGAGCAACUUAGAUGAUCUUGGCAAAUUCGAAGAUGAUGAAAUUCAUCGCUUGCUUUAG
This is a messenger RNA of Priceomyces carsonii, 861 nucleotides long. It is a transcript of the gene IDI1, whose product is annotated as isopentenyl-diphosphate delta-isomerase. NCBI's taxonomy places the organism in Eukaryota, Fungi, Ascomycota, Pichiomycetes, Serinales, Debaryomycetaceae. The transcript has a single exon. Gene Ontology annotation, cellular component: cytoplasm. Bases 1 to 861 code for a protein of 286 amino acids. Gene Ontology annotation, biological process: isopentenyl diphosphate biosynthetic process; isoprenoid biosynthetic process. Gene Ontology annotation, molecular function: isopentenyl-diphosphate delta-isomerase activity. The record is from RefSeq and is a predicted model, not a curated record.